Messenger RNA from Gamsiella multidivaricata, 4407 nucleotides. RefSeq lists its product as uncharacterized. Gene Ontology annotation, molecular function: protein binding; GTPase activator activity. The transcript is spliced from 4 exons. Gene Ontology annotation, cellular component: cytoplasm. Bases 209 to 4312 code for a protein of 1367 amino acids. The record is from RefSeq and is a predicted model, not a curated record. NCBI's taxonomy places the organism in Eukaryota, Fungi, Mortierellomycota, Mortierellomycetes, Mortierellales, Mortierellaceae.
CGUACGCAUGCCGAGCAUAUACUUUGCAGAGGUCAACUCAGAGCAGGAAUUACUGGACCUAUGCCUUGAAACCAAGUUUGAGCAACAGGUAAGUGAUUAUUACAUUUUGGGCAGGAGACGGUGACAUGGUCUGUCAGGGAUGAUAUUUUGACCAACAACACCUUCCUUUUAGAUAAAGGGCGGUUCGGUUGUCAGUGUGGAACCAAUUAUGGAAGAACAUGACUUAAAGGACCAGGGAGGCUCUCAGAUAUACAACUGGACAUGGGACCAUUCAAGAGACCGCGCACAGGACGAUCCGCUGGGCCACAAAGCCGUGUUUGCUUUCCUACAUCGGAAUCCUUCAACUGGCAAUGCAGAUAUUCUCUCAAAAUUCUCGCUCUGGAUCAUUGACUCCCCUUCUGCUGGACAGGAUGCGGGGCAUAAGCAAUCUGAACCACAUCGGCCGUCUUCAACAAACAGCCGGCAUUGGAGGCAGGCGUCAAUCCCAGAAAGAAUUGGGGGCAUCACUCGACUUGGCUCCUUUCAUUCCAAGGGUGUCUCCGUGCCCUCGAGCCACGCCUCAUUACUUGACGCUAGUACCAACUCAGCCGCACCAGGGCUGGCUGCAGACGCCUUCGGGCCUACUGCAGGAUUAUCCUCAAAUCCAAACCUGGUACCGCUCGCCCAAGACACUGAAGACGGACCGCUCUUCCGAGCGACUGUCGCAGAGUGUGAGAACCACAUUCGUGACAUGAAGGCAUCGACAAAACGGAUCAUCAAGGCUGCGCAGACGGUUCUCGAGGCUCGGAAAGCACUGGUGGUCGCAGAUGAAGCCUUUGUCAAGGAGAUGGAGGGGUUCAAGCCGGCAGAGCCUCUAAUCAACAACUAUCUUCGACCUAUGUCCCAGUGUCUUGCUGAGACGGCUGAUGUUCUUGGACACCAGAUGCGCAGUCUAUUGAUCGAGCCGCUCUCUCGGUUCUAUAGUAAUGAUAUCAAAGCGGCGGAAGUCCACCGAAAGUCGUUCGACGACGAGAGCAAGGAGUACUACCAGUUCCUGUCUCGAUACAUGGCCAUGAAACAGGAGAGUAAUCGGAAAAAGGGCGAGGCGGAUGCAAAAUACGAAAAGAAACGGCGGCAAUUCGAGGUCAAGCGCUUCGAGUACUGGGGAUUCCUUCUCGACAUGCGAGUCGGCGGCAGCAAGAGCGACGAGAUUUUGCACCAUCUAACCAACUACUCGGAAAAGCACUGCAGAAACAUGAUGGAUACGGCACUUCUAGCAGAAGAUUUGAAGCCCGGCUUGGAUCUGCUCGCAGCUGAACUUUUAGAAUCUCACAAACGAGCGGCAAUCGUCAGGAAGGAACGCCAGGAACGAAGGAAGGAACUACUGGAUAGCCACGACGACGGUCCCUCGUCGGUUCCUUUCUCAUUUACAAGAAGCAGCUCCCAUCUUGCCUCCACUUCGACUCCUCCUCCCAACAGCUCCGAUGCACCCUCUGACGGCAAUCUUGAUAUUCCCAAUGUUACCCAAGAAUCCCCUGAGGACCAUCAAGACAGUAAUGCAGGAGCAGACCAGAAACUCGCCACUAGUGCGUCGCCCACUUCGUCUUCAGCGCUCGGUUCGGCUCAACUUGUCAACAACACCAUACCAAAGUUUACUGGCAUUCGUGAUUUGGAGCAUCAGGACAUUGAUGCCAGCUCGGCCCUGGGAAGGCGCAAGGAGGGCUUUUUAUUCGCUACAAGUCGGCCCAGCAUGCACAACAACUCGGCAGUCCUCGAGAAACCCAGCAUCAACUGGCACAAAUAUUGGUGUGUUGUGUCUGAGGGACACCUUCACGAAUAUUCACACUGGAAAAAGGGUGCCACCAUGCUGCACAACGAGCCUAUCAACCUCAAGAUCUCAACUGUACGGCCAUGUCGGAAUCAGGACCGUCGAUUCUGUUUCGAGGUGAUCACCCCAAAAUACAGACGUGUUUACCAAGCGACAAGCGCGGAGGACAUGAACUCUUGGGUCAGCGUCAUUUCCAAUGCAAUUCAAAGUCUUUUGAAUGGCUCGAGUAGCUGCCAAAGUCUCGACAUGUACUCCUCCGGCAAGGACCCCAGGGCUAGCAGUAAUUAUGGUGUCGACGGUUUUAACUCGAGUCUGAGCGCCGCUGGUCGGUCAAGCAUGGACCAGGCAAUGCACGUAGCAUUCGCAGACAGAAAUCUAGCUGGAAGUAUUGGCGAUAUUUGGGGUUCUCAAGAGCCGACUUAUUAUUUUGAUCAUCUUGGUACUCGACUCUUGAAGAUCAUGCGGGAAACACAUCCAGCGAACAACUUCUGUGCUGAGUGUGGAGCCAAGAACCCAGACUGGUGUGCCAUCAAUCUGGGCAUCCUGAUUUGCAUCGAAUGCUCUGGGAUUCACAGAAGUCUAGGAACACACAUUUCAAAAGUUCGAUCAUUCACUCUGGACACUACCUCAUACACACGGGAUCUCUUUGAUUUUAUCCGCUCUGUAGGCAAUGAAAUCUCGAAUCGGAUAUGGGAAGCAAACCUCGUUCAAUCUGCUCAUGAGAUCCCAGAAGAUCAAUCUUCAAUCAAAGUCGUCUUCCGGAGGCCUCUUGUGAACGAUAUGCGAGAGUACAAGGUUGCAUUUAUUCAAAAGAAGUAUGCUGAGCGCGCCUUUGUUGACCGUCAGCGAUACAUGGAAGGUGCCGAUCCAUCAGAGAACAUGGCCAUACUUGCAACAAAGGGACUUUUCCAAGCUGCGAUCACCAACAAUAUACCCGAUGUCAUUGCGGCAUACGCAGCCGGCGCGGACCUCAACGCGGUACAGGAGUCCGACGAGCAGGAAAGCGAGACCAUCCAUUCAGGAACUGGACAUGGAGCGUCAGAAGCGGAUGGAACAACGGGGUCUUCGAUCUUGGGCGAUGGACAGAUGCAGUCGAGCCUGGAAGGCCUCACAUCGAGCACAGAAGGUUCUCCACGUUUGUCGAGAUCAACAAUCGGAUCUAUGAUUUUGAAUGCAUCUGGAGUAGGUGCAGGUGCAGGACAGGGGCAACAGCAAGGACAGCAGACGUCAGUGGACGUCCAGGAUUCGUCUUUGUCUUCAACGACCGACCCCUAUGGCUCCUCUUCGUUCAUGGUUAUGCAGACGUCGCCACUGCUGCUCGCCCUCCAGCACGGUGUUCCAUUCAGUCUUGAUGAGCAAUACGAAGUGUAUCCUAUGGCCGAGUUUAUGAUUCAGAAUGGUGCUACUAGCAACCUAAGCGUAGAGGUGCGCCUUAUUGACGAUGAUACUGACGGAACAGGGCAGCCAAGCUCAUCAGAUGGAACAAGCGCGCAAGUGGACGAUUCAUCUACUACUCAACAGAACGCACUUCUCUUAUCGACAGACGCAACGACCCCUAGUAGCGAAAUUGGAUGGGAUUCGACACAGGUCGACCUAGAAGACAUCCGGAACCACCAACAGAGGAGCAACCGCCGAAGUCUUGGACAAGUUGUACACAUGAGAGGCGAGGGAGGCGGAACAGCAAUGGAAUAUCUUCGUGCCAAGAGUGCAGCGCGUGGGGAGCUGAUGCUAGGAUCGCCGCCCGCCAUCAACUAUAACGACCCUAUGUUGUCGACCUCCCCCAAUGCCCUUUCGCCUCGCCUUCGUCCACAGAACCCCAUUGCUGGUCCUGGUUCUAUCUCUGCUCCAACAUCGGCCACAUCGUCUCCUACCCCUGCAGGAACGUAUUCCACAACACUCAUCCGUCAACCCAGCUCAACGUACCAAGACAUCUCAACCUUAUUCCAGAAGCGUCGCGAGAGCGACAGCGCAUCCGGCCCAGCGCUGCCUGCUGCAGGCAAGACAACCGAAUCAUCGUCAGACAAAAAGUCGGGAUCGUACAAGCUGCAGAACGCAGCGACCGUCCCAUCCUCUCCAGCCAUGCAACAACAUUCCUGGGCUGACAAUCUGUCCUCUCAUUCUGCGCUGCACUACUCCAGCAGCCGUGCCCACAAGAUGAAGGCGACGCUCUCGAAAAGUCUUCGAUUGUCGGCAGCGUACAUCAAGAACAAUAUGUUGAAGGAGGACAGGGAAACCCUCAUGUCGAACACCGCGCAGGCAGUGACACCGUCUGUUCCCUCGUCAUCGAGCAGUUUGCCGAAGCAAGGGGACGCGGCUUCGGUCUCGAGUAAUGCCUCGAAUGAGGCAACACCAACUAUAUCAGCUCCGACAACGUCAACAAGUGCGGAUCAAACCCAUUCGGAGGCGCCUCUGUCUGGACCGUAUGUAAUUCUACACAGGAAGGGGUCAAACCCGCCAACGCCUGGCUCUGCCCCUAGUUCCAGCUCCAAUGCUGGUGCGCCAUAGGGAUAAUGUUAGAUAUCAUUAUGUCUUAAACAUGAGAAUACCAUUGCAGUAUUCUAUUUAUGAACAGAAUAUUAUUGUAUUACCACGCACUAUUA